Messenger RNA from Malaclemys terrapin pileata, 1560 nucleotides. RefSeq names its product butyrophilin subfamily 2 member A1-like. The transcript has 11 exons. The record is from RefSeq and is a predicted model, not a curated record. The coding region runs from base 1 to 1560 and encodes 519 amino acids. Gene Ontology annotation, biological process: regulation of cytokine production; T cell receptor signaling pathway. Gene Ontology annotation, molecular function: signaling receptor binding. NCBI's taxonomy places the organism in Eukaryota, Metazoa, Chordata, Testudines, Emydidae. Gene Ontology annotation, cellular component: external side of plasma membrane.
AUGAUGGGGAAGGUUCCCUCGUUCUCCCCCAGCUCCACAGUGAGCUCCGCUCUGCCUGGCUACGUCGCUCUCUGCCUUACUCUACAGGUUCACAGGCUGGCAUCAGCACAGUUCACAGUGACUGGACCUGACCAUCCAGUCACUGCCUCCCUAGGGGGUGAGGCCAUCCUCCCCUGCUACCUCUCCCCCAGGAUGAGCGCUGAGAACAUGGAGGUGAGAUGGUUCCGAUCCAAGUACUCUGAAGUUGUGCACCUGUACCUUGAUGGGAACGAUCAGUAUGGAGAGCAGAUGCUGGAAUAUGAAGGGAGAACUGAGCUCUUGAAAGGCGACAUCACCAAUGGGAGAGUUUUCCUGAGAAUACGCGAUAUCCGACCCUCUGAUGAUGGGCAGUACACGUGUUAUUUUGACUCCAGUGUCUAUUAUGAAGAAGCUCUAUUGGAACUGCAGGUGGCAGAUAUGGGCUCUGCUCCUGUCAUCUCUGUGGUGGGACAUCAGGAAGGAGGGAUCCAGGUUGUGUGUCGAUCAUCCGGAUGGUACCCACCACCCAAGGCUCAGUGGAGAGAUCUCCAGGGCCAGCUCUUACCAUCAGCCUCUGAAGAAAUAACCCCAGAGGCCAAUGGCCUGUUUCAAACAGAAAUUGCCAUUGUUCUGACAGAAGAGUCCAACCAGAAAGUGUCCUGCUGUGUCAGGAAUCCCCGACUCAACCAGGAGAGAGAGUCAGUGAUUUCCAUAGCAGAGCUGUUUUUCCCACGAGUCAAUCCCUCAAAAGUGGCUUUCUGGGUGAUCCUGGCUCUCCUGGCUGUUCUCAUGGCCCUGGCCGGUUACUGCUUCUGGAGGCGACACAGAGCAACAGAGAUUCUGCAAUCUGAGAUGGAGAGCGAGAAAGAGACCCUGCUGUCUGAACGGGAACAAGAGAAAGAAACCCUGCAAUCUGAGAUGAAGAGGCAGAAAGCGGAAUAUGAGGCAGUGAAAGAACUGGGACUCACCAGAGCCCGAGGAUACGCAGUGGACGUGACUCUGGAUCCAGACACGGCAAAUCCCAACCUCGUCCUGUCUGAGGGUCGGAAACAUGUGAAACAUGGAAACUGGGAUCCACCCAACAAGUCUGAGGGAUUUGAGCAUGAUAUCUGGGUACUGGGCGCUGAGGGGUUCACGGAUGGGAGGCGUUACUGGGAGGUGGAGGUGGGAGGCAAGAUAGGCUGGUACCUGGGGGUUUGUAGGGAACCUGUGAGCAGGAAGGAGAAGGUCACACUCACACCUGAGGAUGGAUACUGGGUCGUGUGGCUGAAGGGUGGGGUAUACCAGGCCCUCACCUCCCCCUCGACCUCCCUCCCCGUGAGCAUCAGGCCCAGCCGGGUGGGGAUUUUCCUGGACUAUGAGGCGGGAGAGGUCUCGUUUUACAAUGUGACUGACAGGUCCCGUCUCUUCACUUUCACUGACACCUUCUCUGAGACGCUCCGCCCUUAUUUCAGUCCUGGUUACUAUGUUUGGGGUACAAACGCGGCUCCCCUGAAAAUCUGCCCGGUCCCAGCUCAGGCCGGAGGGACUCUCUCUCCCUGA